Messenger RNA from Misgurnus anguillicaudatus (oriental weatherfish), 2409 nucleotides. It is a transcript of the gene mettl15, whose product is annotated as methyltransferase 15, mitochondrial 12S rRNA N4-cytidine. Gene Ontology annotation, biological process: rRNA base methylation. Lineage: Eukaryota; Metazoa; Chordata; Actinopteri; Cypriniformes; Cobitidae. The record is from RefSeq and is a predicted model, not a curated record. Gene Ontology annotation, molecular function: rRNA (cytosine-N4-)-methyltransferase activity.
CCUAUUUCUUCCGGGAAACCCUUGCGGCUGCACUCAUGUCUCAUGUCUUCACCAGUACCUGUUUACAAUGCAAUCGCAACAUUAAAUGAAUGAACAAAUAUAUUUUUUUAAGAGCAUAACGAUAAACCAUUAACUCACAACAUGCUACACUGCUUUGUCGCUGUUCAUUGUAAGUUACAGUGUUGUUGUGCUUCCGAACUGUUUUAACAUUCAGCAUCGAUAUGCUGCUGUGUUUUCGCAGACCCGUACCUUGAAAUACGUCACGUGCUGACAGGGAGGACAGCAAAGAAAUGACCAAGAUGCUUCUAUUUUGUAGUCCUUUGACUUUGGCAUUCCGCAGACUGACUUUGAGGUCAUGGAAAGGUGUUGAUCGUGACCACAGCUACAGAAUGCUCAGGCAAGGUUGGAGGAGGUUGUGGUAUUCUUGGAGACCCUAUACUGGCUCAGUGCCUCCAAGCCUUGUUGCUGAUCUCAAAAAUGUGGAGAUACCAACUCAGAAUGAGAAAAGCCUUCACACACCUGUUAUGGUCAAAGAAGUGCUGCAGUGUUUGGACAUCCAACCAGGGCAGGUGGUUUUAGACUUGACCUUUGGGGCAGGAGGACACUCGAAGGCCAUUCUGCAAUCAGUGCCUGGUGUCACAGUGGUGGCUGCAGAUCGUGACCCCUUGGCCUUCCAACUGGCUCAGCAUUUAGCUCAAGAAUACCCGGGCCAAGUAAAGCCGGUGCUGGGAAGGUUCAGUGAGCUGGAUAAACUGCUCCCAUCGCUGGAUGUGGAUGUUGCCCUUCUAGACGCCGGAUGCUCAUCUAUGCAGAUGGACUUAGCGGAGAGAGGCUUCUCCCUCAGCAAGGACGGACCCCUAGACAUGAGGAUGGAUGGAGACAGGUACCCCGACAUGCCCUGCGCGGCUGACGUGGUCAACGCCUUAGAUCAACAGGCGCUUGCGUCCGUGCUGGCCGCGUACGGGGAGGAGCGGCACACCAGGAAAAUUGCGGCAGCCAUCGCACAGGCACGCAGCGUCUACCCCAUCAGCCGGACUCUGCAACUGGCCAGCAUCGUAGCAGGAGCAUUUCCAGCCAGUGCACUGUACGCCCGCCGUGACCGUCUGCAGAGACCUUCACACGUCGCCACCAAAACCUUCCAGGCCUUACGGAUAUUUGUAAACGAUGAGCUGAACGAGCUGCACGCUGGCCUGCGUGUGGUGCAGUCUAUGCUUCGUCCCAAGGGACGACUCUGUGUUCUCACCUUCCAUUCUUUGGAGGACCGGCUGACCAAACGCUUCCUCCGCGGAGAGGACCUAGCUGCACCUCCGCGGCGCAGCAUUAGACAGCGAGCCAGAGCCCUGCGUGAAGCAGAAGUAGAGGAGCAUGAUGAGGAGGAAGAGGGUGAAGAAGAGGAGAAGGGACGAGAGAGCGCGCACUGGGUCAUUCCUCAGAAGAAAGUGAUGAAGCCAAGCGAAGAGGAGGUGCAGAAGAACCCGAGAGCACGAUCAGCUAAACUCAGAACAGCUAUAAGACGAUAGAGAACUUUGCUUUUAUCUCAAAUCCUAUAGCCUGUAUACAGUAUAUUGUGUUAAAUUAAUUUAAAGUCAGAAAAACCCAUACACUCCUAAAACAAUUCAAGGGAAACUGCUUGGCUGUAGUCCUAUAUGUCUAAUAGGGAGUGCUCAAGGUUGAGUCCAUUACCUGCUGAGCCACUGUCUUCCAAUUACACCAAUAAAUAGACUUUACCACGUUUCUGGCUUUGUUACUUCAGCUCAUAGCCAAAUUCAGGAUCACUUCACACGUGGGUUCUUUCCAACUCUCACCUUUUCCCUACUAAUUUUUGCUGCAUUGAUGACUAUAGUGCCGAAGUCCGACUGCUUCCUGUGAAGUUUCUAUUAUCAGCUAAAAUAAGCGAGUAUUCGCAGCCAAACAAGAGGCCAAGGAUAUUUUAAAGUGUAGAAUCAUUUAUAUCUUAUUUAAUGUAUGGUAAAAGUUUGAUCUGAUUUGCAUCACUACAUUUAGGACAAGUGGGGUGCACGCAUGGCCAUUUAUAGAGUCUGCAUGCAUGUUGGCAAUGCAGCAUGUGACAGAAAGAAAGAGACGAAGAGAUUGCGUCGCUAUGCGGCGGCCUCUCUUCCUUUGUUGAGCUAGUGGGGGUGAGUCACACACCUGCAGGACUUGGGUGGGAUUCAGCUGCCAUGGUAAUACCGAGCGCCUUGUGUACUGUACUUCGGGCCCCUGAGUCGCUUCAGAUCUGAUUCAAAUAUCCAAACACCUCACCAGCAGUGUGGAACAGGAUGAAAAUAUUUUCUCUGAGCUCACAGCCUCUGAUUUUAACACCUCUUUAUAUUCGUUCACUCUGAAUGACAAUGUACAUGCUUACUGUACCGCGUCCUGAAUGAUACUGAAUAAACCGUUUCAAUCAAA